AUUUUCCUCUCAACCAACACUGCUUUCUCUUUCAGGGUUGGCUUAUCUUUUGCUAAAACCCUCAAAUUUAUUUCAUUUUGGUGUUUCUCUGCUAUUGCCCCAUUUUCUUAUUUUAUUGGGGGAAGAGGCCUUUUGAUUGAAGUUGGUUGUUCAGGCUUGUUUUAGCUGAAAAUCAAAUUUUAAGAGAAUCUGAAGACAAUAAUUGGUGAAAAUUGAGGGUGAACUUUCAAGGAGGCAGAAAGCUAGAUGACCUAUAUCUCAAGUCAUAUUUAUGUGUCUAUGAGGUUCAGGGGAGAUUGGAUUGGAUUGGAUUAUUUUCUGUUGUAGUAGGAAGGACAAGAUACUAUUUAUGCAGAGGAAUCUUUUGUGGAGGCUUCCUUCAAGGUGUUUUCGAUAGUAGAGCCAAAUAGUUGGAUCCAAAUCACACACUCCUUUACCUUUAUUGUAGCAGAUUCUUUUCGACUAUUUUGACUUGGUAGGUGGUUAUUUGAAGUCACAAAAGGCACAACAGCUAGUGGAGUGAAGGGUCUCCUUUCAAAUCUCUCAUCAAGCAACAAGCAAAGUAGUGUGUUGUGCUAGCUUUCACUGUUUUGAAUCUUGUUGGAUUUCAGAAAGCUUUUGCAUUUUGAACUGGGAGCUGCUGUAUCAACCUCUUGCUUUCUGAUCCACAAAAGGUUUCUCCUAUAUAGGAAUUGGCAACGCAUAUGCUUUUGGUGGUCGUUAAGAGUUGAAUCUUUUGAGCAAGUUAGUUUUUGAGGCAUUGUUAUUGGUGCUGAAUCUGAUGAGUCGAGAGCAACAGAAGCGGGGGAAACAAGAGAAAGGUUCUGAUGCUGCCGAGAAGGUCAUUGUUGCCGUUAAGGCAUCAAAGGAAAUUCCAAAGACUGCUCUUGUAUGGUCCUUGACUCAUGUUGUUCAACCUGGAGAUUGCAUUACACUGCUAGUGGUUGUGCCUUCACAAAGUUCAGGCAGAAGAUGGGGUUUUCCAAGAUUUGCUGGUGACUGUGCCAGUGGUAUUAAGAAGUACCCUCCAGGAACAAUAUCAGAGCAGAAGAGUGACAUUACUGAUUCUUGCUCUCAGAUGAUCCUUCAGCUCCAUAACGUCUAUGAUCCAAACAAGAUAAAUGUGAGGAUUAAAAUUGUUUCCGGAUCACCUUGUGGAGCAGUGGCUGCUGAAGCCAAGAAAGCACAAGCCAAUUGGGUUGUAUUAGACAAACAGCUAAAAAAUGAGGAAAAGCGAUGCAUGGAAGAAUUGCAUUGUAACAUUGUGGUUAUGAAACGUUCUCAACCAAAAGUACUGCGCUUGAAUUUGAUCGGACCACAGAAGAAGGAUGUUGAAGAAGCAGGUCCAUCAUCUUCUGAGCAAGAUGAAAUGCCUGAAAAGAAAACCAAACAAAAGCUUGAUUCCUUAAAUUCUAUAAAAGGACCUGCUGUAACUCCAACUAGCAGCCCUGAGCUAGGGACACCAUUCACUGCAACUGAAGCUGGCACUUCAUCAGUUUCAAGCUCUGAUCCUGGAACUUCACCAUUCUUUAUCUCAGAGAUGAAUGGUGAGUGCAAAAGGGAGGAAACUAUCAAGGAAAGUCAGGAACUUGGUGAUACUAAUUCAGACACAGAAAGUGAAAGUUUGUCCACAUCUUCAGCAAGCAUGAGAUACCAGCCAUGGAUCACAGAACUGCUUUUGCAUCAACAAUCAUCACAACGCAAUGAUGAAAGAUCUGAUAUAUCUCAUGGUACGCCUCAAACGUCUACAACCAGAGGUUUCCUUGAAAAGUAUUCUAGGCUUGAUAGGGGGGCUGGAUUUGAAAUCUCAACCUAUAGAAACGACAUGGAUUUCAGUGGAAAUUUGAGAGAAGCGAUAGCAUUAUCCGGAAAUGCCCCACCUGGUCCCCCUCCAUUAUGUUCAAUAUGUCAACACAAGGCACCUGUUUUUGGAAAACCUCCAAGGUGGUUCAGCUAUGCUGAGUUAGAACUUGCAACUGGUGGAUUUUCACAGGCCAAUUUCUUGGCAGAAGGAGGGUUUGGAUCUGUUCACAGAGGGGUUCUACCAGAAGGACAAGUCAUUGCUGUCAAGCAACAUAAAUUGGCUAGUUCUCAAGGUGAUCUUGAAUUUUGCUCAGAGGUGGAAGUCCUAAGCUGUGCUCAGCACCGGAAUGUUGUUAUGCUCAUUGGAUUCUGUAUAGAGGACAAGAGAAGGCUACUGGUUUAUGAGUAUAUAUGCAAUGGAUCAUUGGAUUCACAUUUAUAUGGGCGACAAAGGGAUCCACUAGAAUGGUCUGCCCGGCAAAAAAUUGCUGUGGGGGCUGCUCGUGGGUUACGAUAUCUUCAUGAAGAGUGCAGAGUGGGUUGUAUUAUCCAUCGUGACAUGAGGCCAAACAACAUUCUCAUAACUCAUGAUUUUGAACCGCUGGUUGGUGAUUUUGGACUAGCAAGGUGGCAGCCUGAUGGAGAUACUGGUGUGGAAACUAGAGUGAUUGGAACAUUUGGGUAUUUGGCUCCUGAAUAUGCUCAAAGUGGCCAAAUCACUGAAAAAGCUGAUGUUUAUUCCUUUGGGGUGGUACUAGUGGAGCUUGUUACAGGGAGAAAAGCUGUGGAUCUCACUCGGCCAAAGGGUCAGCAGUGCCUUACUGAGUGGGCACGUCCACUGUUGGAAGAAUAUGCCAUUGAGGAACUGAUUGAUCCGAGGCUUGAUAAUCACUAUUCAGAACACGAGGUGUAUUGCAUGCUACAUGCUGCAUCCUUAUGCAUACAGAGAGAUCCACAAUGUAGACCACGCAUGUCACAGGUUCUCCGAAUACUAGAGGGUGACAUGGUGAUGGAUUCAAAUUACAUCUCAACUCCAGGUUAUGAUGUGGGAAACAGGAGUGGUCGAAUCUGGUCAGAGCCGUUGCAAAGGCAGCAGCAUUAUAGUGGUCCCUUGUUAGAAGAGUCUCUGGAGUCCUUCAGUGGGAAGCUAUCCCUUGACAAGUACAAGUCUUCUUAUUGGGGGGAUAGGGACAAGGCUAGACGGGCUUCAUGUGAAGAUGAUAUUUGAAGUGGUUGAUGAUGCAAAUUGCAUUCUUAUGUUAAAUAUGUUUGUUGCCUACCUGUUUUGUUGUUGUCUUUUCUGCAAUUGGGUCUAGUUUUGCAUCUGUAUAGCAGAGUGAAAGUAGGAUAGGUAAAUAUAGAAGUUUUUGAAAAAAAAUUAAGGAAAUCAUGUAAACUAGUGGCUAAAUGUCCUUCAACUCUCUCUCCCUGAUCUAUUACAUGGUCCAGGAAUAUCAUGGUCCCCCACUUAUCUCUACGUAUUA
This is a messenger RNA of Cajanus cajan (pigeon pea), 3287 nucleotides long. Its product is annotated as inactive protein kinase SELMODRAFT_444075. Lineage: Eukaryota; Viridiplantae; Streptophyta; Magnoliopsida; Fabales; Fabaceae. Gene Ontology annotation, molecular function: ATP binding; protein kinase activity. The record is from RefSeq and is a predicted model, not a curated record. Gene Ontology annotation, biological process: protein phosphorylation.